CAAAAGGAGCAGUUUUCCUCUUGGAUCUCUACCCCGCGUGGUCCAACCAAAUGUUGUCUGCGUUGGCUGAGAGCUUGAUAUAAGCUUGAUAUACAGACAACCAGUUUCCAAAAGUUAGUCUGACGCAGUGCGGUAGCAGGAAUCAAAGCAGCAUCCUCUAAUUACAUUAAUGUCAUGUGUUAUGUCUCCCGCGUGUUGACCAAAAAAGCUUUCCCCCCUUCUGAGCUUGACCUCCCAUUUCUGGCUGCAUAAUAGUGCAGGCUGGAGCUCAGAGUGGGCCCUCAGACUGUUGGAGCGCUGCUUGCGCGCGUGUCAGAUAUAGGCUGCAGGGGCGCGCAUCGGCCCGAACGAGGCAUCUUUCUUUCUUUCUUUACCCCCGACAAACCUUCAGGGGCCUUUUAGCAUUUGUUCAGUCUGAGGUUUCUGGAAAACAUCAGAUUCAUUUUUUUAACAAGUCCCAGAUGCGGCAGCGUGAGAGUGUGUGUGUCUGAGCGCGCGAGAAUUUGGGGGAGAAUAUCUGCAGCCUAAAGUUAGGGGAGGGAAAGGAGAAACGCGUGGAUUUUUUAUUUUUUUUCAUAACUUCUUAGGUAUGAACGCAGAUACGUGCGUCUCAUACUGCGAUAUGACAUCGAUGGAUUCUUAUUACAGUGCAUCUACUGCGCAAGGUAGAGAUCACCAGACAAACCCUUUCAGGACUUUCCCAACCACUGAAACCAAAUACAGCCCCACUUUCAUUCCUGGUAAAGGGCAGGCUUACGGGGAGAAGCCGAGAAGUCCUUUCCAGCCGGAGUGCCACUCACUGGAUGGCGCUGAAGAGAGCAGCUUUAACAAAUAUCAGCUCUUCAUGCAGCGACCGACCUGCAAAACUCCGCCUGAAGGCGGCAAGUUGCACCCGGACAGCGCGCACAACGGAACGCUCAUUCCCUGCUACGGUAAAGACAAUAACAGUCUGACUGAGUCAGAGUUGCCCCCCAGCGUUGACCCUCCUGGGAUGGAGGGCAGUUAUCUGAAUCUAAAGGAACCCGGCCUGAAGGGGCCAUCCGACCGCCCAGGGUCCGAACUCUCCAGCCCUUUGGACAAAAGUGAGGCUGAAAGCAACAAAGGCAAGAAGAGGCGCAACCGAACCACCUUCACCAGCUACCAGCUGGAGGAGCUGGAGAAGGUUUUCCAGAAGACGCACUAUCCAGACGUUUAUGCUCGAGAGCAGCUGGCGUUGAGGACGGACCUGACAGAAGCGCGUGUUCAGGUGUGGUUUCAGAACCGCAGAGCCAAGUGGAGGAAGAGAGAGCGUUUUGGCCAGAUGCAGCAGGUCCGCACGCAUUUCUCAACCGCUUAUGAAUUGCCUCUUCUUACCCGGCCUGAGAACUACGCACAGAUCCAGAAUUCGUCCUGGAUUGGUAGCAGCAGUGGGGCGUCUCCAGUGCCAGGCUGCGUCGUACCCUGUGACACCGUUUCCUCCUGCAUGCCGCCACACCCUCACGGUCCUGGAGGUGUCUCUGACUUCCUGGGCGUGCCCAGCCCGGGAAGCAGCCACAUGGGACAGACGCACAUGGGGAGCCUGUUCGGGGGGGCGGGAAUCAGCGGGGGCAUCAACGGCUACGAUCUCAACGUGGAUCCGGACCGCAAGUCCUCCAGCAUAGCUGCACUUCGGAUGAAGGCCAAGGAACACAGUGCGGCCAUCUCCUGGGCUACAUGAUGUUCCAAACACAGUUCCACCCCCACCGACACAACACGGCUCCAUCUGCGAGCGCUGGAGGGGCGGUGGGGGGGUUUCUGGGAGCACAAAUGAUAACGCAGGUCAAAUGAACAGGGAGACUGUGGAGAUAAGAGAGGCCAAGAUAACUAUGAGAAUCAGCAGAUGCUAAAAUUGAGUGAAAUAUUGAUGAGUGUGUUUCUCAAGAGCUCAUCCUUACAUUCUUCAUCUCUCCAUUCUCACUAACACAUAUUAGGUCUAACGUAUGACAUUGAAUUCCGUCCAAAAACAUUUUUUAUGAAGUAUCGGCACUUGAAGCAAAGACUACUUUCUUAUGUUUUCAUAUUUCCAUCCCACCAUUCUUAUGCAGCUGCCACUUUAGACUCUUCUCAUUCUGCAUAAAUCACUUGAAUUCCAUUUCCAAACGAUUCUUGCAUUUUUCAAGCUAAGCCUUCUCCCUGUGAGCGUCACCAAAAGUAAUCCACGAGCUGAGAGUUUAUUUUCUCUCACUGUCAAUUUAAAACUUACAGUUACAACAGAAAACAAUCAUCUUGUUCGAGCCUGAUACCCCACAGUAGUUUAGAACCAUACAAAUAAGCAAAAAAAUGUAAAACAAGGCCUGACCUUAUGGGAACAGAUGUGUGAAAGUGCACCAAAUUGUCACCUCCCCUCCUCCUGAGGCUCCCCCCACAGGUUUCCCUGCUUGUCUGAGGCUUCAGGUUACAGGAAACAGUGUCUCCAGACUGGCAGAUGUGCACAGCAGCAAGCUUUAACACCCAUGUGCCCCUGCGGCUUCUUAGCAUUACCCGAAAACACCACACUCUUAAAAAAAUAAUCAGUUUUUAAUUUGUUAGGCAGAGAUGGAUGUUGGGAUUUGCUGCUUGCUCACAAAACCUACAACAGACAUUUGGGUUCUAUUCUAAAACUACAGUACAUGCUGAGCUUGUGUGGCGUGAUCAGGAACAUGCUGAAUGUUUGGUUUUUGAACGCGCUGUAAGCAUAUGGUGUUCACACAGGUCUGUCGCUACCCAAAAGUGCAUGAACUCACGGUUGGAAGAGGCUUAGUGCAAAAUAUCAAAGCAGUGAAAAUCUCACAAAUCUUGUUCCAGGAUUUUUCUUUCACAGCUCUAUUCUGAUUUAUGAAAGAAUUUCAAAUUUCUCCAACAUGACCAAUUUUCAAACAGUUGGCACUUCUGUGUUUUGAAAAGAACUCUACACACAUAUAUCACUUCCAAAUCCGAGAGUCCAUUUACAUUUAUACUGGUUGUGUCAACUCCCGUUCGAGUGGUCGCUUGAAUGCGAGUUUCCAAACCCGGUGUGAACAUGGCAAAGCAAACACGCUUUCUGCUGUGAAUGAAGUCACAUUCAUUUCUGCUGCCAUUUUUGCUCAAUCUUAUCACCAAAGUUGGUCUCUGGAACCAUUUUGUGGACAGUCUUUAGCAGUCGUAACAAUGAUCUGUUCAUUGCUCCUGCAAUUCCUGCAGGUAAAUAUUGGCUAAAAAUAACCCUAAUAUCACGCCUUUAAAGUAAAGCCUUCCUAGUGGACUUUUUACAUAGUUUCUGCAGAGCGGGAGAGAUUGAUUUCAAAUUUGCCUCAGUUGUAGGCGGGUCUGUUUGUGUGACUUAAGCCCACCCCCUUCCCAUCAUCCAUCAGUUUCAGUGAUCUCCUGUUAUCUUACAACCACUCAUAACUCAAACCUAACAUUACCAAUGCGACAAAAAUGGCGAGCAAUAUUGGAAUUAUCCAGUCGUACAAGUUUUGAGUCAGAAACCAGCUCGGGUGAGGAAAAAAAAAAUGUGCACAUGAAUCUAUUUGUCUGCAAAGUGAUGCAUCAGAAAGGAACGGAGCACGGAGCUUGUGGUUUGCUGCUGCAGCUUCAACUUAACACGUACAAUCUUUUUCAAACUGCAUUUUUUGUCUGCUGCUGAUUCACAACAAUUUGAAUGAAAAAAUACUCAGGAAUGCAAGUUUGCGGUUAAUUUUCUUCAUCAUAAAAAAAAAAUCCCACAAGAAGAUGUUAAAAACACCAAAAACACAAUUUUCUUCGUAGUGGGUCUUUAAAGUUGACUCAUAACCAUCAACUGUUUAUGAACAUGAUGACAAUCUUUUUCCCAACAUGGGAAGUCCCCAAAGUUCACGUAAUCAGUGAAGGAAUAUGGUGAUGAUAAGACAGCUCAGACACUCAGAAGUGUUUUAUUCACAGGGCUGGAACUCGGUCAUAAGAACGCCAGCAGACCAAAAAGAAUAAAAUAUAAAAGCUCACUAUUUACAUACUGAAAAAACAUGAAAAAUGAAGUAAAUUCCUAACUAUAUGUGUGAGAAAAUUUAAAGUUUGUCAUGAUUAAGGUCCGUCCUCUGAGCUCCACAGAUCUGCAGCUCCGUUAAUGUUUGUACUACUGAAAUAAAGCAACUGAAGUGCCUGAUUUUAAUAUUUUUUUGUGUAUCACACGAAUGUGAACAAUAUAAAUGAUAUUGUUCGUUUGCUUGUACAUUUGUUCAGCUUUUUUUUUUUUUGUUGUUGUUGUUUUUUGUUCAAAUAAAAGACUUCCAGAAGUAAACAAUGAAGUAUUGCAGUAAUGAUGCCAAGAAAUGCAGAUCUCAGUUUGGAAAAGUAGAGUUGGAGUUUUACCAGGAAAAUGACUAUUUUUGUCUCAUGGUUAUCGCUUUAAGCAGCUUGUUUUUAUAUUAAUCAAAUAUUUCUACUUUUAAAUGUGCCAAAUGAUGCAAUAAGUUAUUGCACUUACAGUGUUUUUUAUAUAUAUAUUUGCUGGGACAUUUUUUCUCCCUUGAGGUUUGGUUCCUAGCACCAGCAGUCAAGAACUGACUCCUUCGUCCAUCCAUGUUUUAUGCCAUUAGGAGCAUCAUUGAGGUCUUCUCAGGUGCCUGACUUUCUGUGAGCAAAACUGAUGUGUUCAGUUGUCAAUGUCUGUUUCUGAAUGGGAUAUGAAAUAAACUUAACUUCAAUUGUA
This is a messenger RNA of Oryzias melastigma (Indian medaka), 4663 nucleotides long. It is a transcript of the gene alx4b, whose product is annotated as ALX homeobox 4b. NCBI's taxonomy places the organism in Eukaryota, Metazoa, Chordata, Actinopteri, Beloniformes, Adrianichthyidae. Gene Ontology annotation, molecular function: DNA-binding transcription activator activity, RNA polymerase II-specific; RNA polymerase II transcription regulatory region sequence-specific DNA binding. The record is from RefSeq and is a predicted model, not a curated record. Gene Ontology annotation, biological process: regulation of transcription by RNA polymerase II. Bases 590 to 1696 code for a protein of 368 amino acids. The transcript is spliced from 4 exons.